Molecule: messenger RNA, 963 nt
Organism: Adelges cooleyi (spruce gall adelgid)
Lineage: Eukaryota; Metazoa; Arthropoda; Insecta; Hemiptera; Adelgidae
Gene: elm
Product: calcineurin B homologous protein 1
Exons: 4
Coding region: 217-792 (191 amino acids)
Molecular function (GO): calcium ion binding
Source: RefSeq, a predicted model, not a curated record
GCCAAGCAUUAUCGCCAGUUAGACGUUAGUACUUAGACGGUUUUGUUUAUUAGCAGUUAAAUUAUAUAUAUAUAUAUAUAUAUGUAAAAUGAUGAUAAUAUGAUGGUACUUUUCAUAUUUUAUAUUAAAUUUGUCCAAAGUUCAAGGAUAUAUUUUUUUAUUUAAUUAAGAUUUUUAUAUAACUGUUUACAUUUUAUUUAUUAACCAUUUACAAAAAUGGGUAACCGAUCUUCAUUGUUAUUACGUAAAGAAGAAAUUGCUCAAAUAAGAAGUGAAACGGGUUUCACUGCAAAUCAAAUUGAACGACUGUACAGUAGAUUUACUAGUUUGGAUAGAGGAGAUUUGGGUACUCUAAGCAGAGAAGAUUUACUCCGAAUACCUGAAUUAGCCAUAAACCCUUUGGGAGAGAGAAUUGUCGAUCUUUUCCAUGCAGAUUCUAGUAACAACAGUAGUCGUAUCAACUUUUUACAGUUUAUGAGAGUACUAUCAAAGUUUAGACCAAUUAAACCACUUAAGGAAAACAAACAAAAUAAUCGAAUGGAAAAAGUAAAAUUUGCGUUUGAUAUGUACGAUGUAGACAACGAUGGUUUGAUAUCCAAAGAUGAAUUACUAAUUAUAUUACAUAUGAUGGUCGGUGCUAACAUCAGUGAAGAGCAAUUGUCAAUAAUAGCAGAUAAAACAAUAUCUGAGGCCGAUAUCGACGGAGAUGGGUUGAUUUCUUUUGAAGAAUUCAGUAAAACGUUUGAAAAAUCUGAUAUUGAAAAUAAAAUGUCAAUCAGAUUUUUAAACUAGCCAAGACUGACAAUUUCGAAUCUACCAUUCCACUCUCCGAUUCUCUUCGUGUAAUUAGUACUUUCACUGUUACUAAACCAACUAUAUAUAUUUAUAUACAAUUUUUAAUUUUUAAAUGAAUUCAAUAUGUACGUGAAUGGAUGAAUGUAAUUUUCUAAUAUAAAUACAUUU